Belonocnema kinseyi is the source of this 460-nucleotide messenger RNA. RefSeq names its product histone H2B-like. The record is from RefSeq and is a predicted model, not a curated record. Gene Ontology annotation, cellular component: nucleosome. The transcript has a single exon. Lineage: Eukaryota; Metazoa; Arthropoda; Insecta; Hymenoptera; Cynipidae. Bases 48 to 419 code for a protein of 123 amino acids. Gene Ontology annotation, molecular function: structural constituent of chromatin; DNA binding; protein heterodimerization activity.
UACAAGUUUUUUGUGCAGUGAGGACAAUUGUAUCAUCGAAAAUCGCAAUGACUCCUAAAGCUAGUGGAAAGGCCGUGAAAAAGGCUGGUAAAGCUCAGAAGAACGUUGCUAAGACCGACAAAAAGAAGAGACGUAAGAGGAAGGAAAGUUAUGCUAUCUACAUCUACAAAGUCUUGAAACAGGUGCAUCCUGAUACUGGAGUAUCCAGCAAGGCAAUGAGUAUCAUGAACAGCUUUGUCAACGAUCUUUUCGAACGUAUUGCGGCUGAAUCUUCCCGCUUGGCUCAUUACAACAAGAGAUCCACCAUAACUUCUCGGGAGAUCCAGACUGCUGUCAGGCUUAUUCUUCCCGGCGAACUCGCCAAGCACGCAGUCUCUGAAGGCACGAAGGCUGUGACCAAAUAUACAAGUUCAAAGUAAUUUGUUCCUCACAUUAACUGAGAUCAAUCGGCCCUUUUCAG